Messenger RNA from Amoebophrya sp. A25, 1816 nucleotides. The record is from the annotation of a GenBank genome assembly. NCBI's taxonomy places the organism in Eukaryota, Dinophyceae, Syndiniales, Amoebophryaceae.
UGUCACAAGAGGAAAGAAGGGUCAGCAUCAAGUAUCAGUGUGAUGCUACGAAUUCGUUCAGAUGCGUCAGUGUUUCUCUCUUCUUUGCAGAUUUUCAUGAUGAAGUAGAGGAACCUAAAAAUGGUGCCGAGAAGUACAUCAGAUGCCCGCGUUUGUACAUCGCCAUCGGCGCGAGAAAAGCCUGCUGCUGCAGCAGGUGGCGCUCGUGCUAGGACGAAUACCGUAACCUCUACUGACUGCGUCCCGGUGAGCUACUUGCUUUCCGGACGUACUGAUAUGAUGGUGUCUCGGAAAUUCCGCGACGAGUUGGAAGACUACAUUCGCGGAGGGAACAAGACGAAGCAACCAGAAGACGACAUUGUUAAGGCGCCCCCAGCUGAACCGUCCCCGAAAAGAGCUGCGCAACGUACUUCGGUUCCCAACAAGAGCAAGCGGAGAGUUAGCGGGACGAUUUUUCCGUGUGGGCGGGCCACGGUGGAACAAUUGGACUUUGUUGAGGCUCUGCAUGCGCAGGAGGAGCAGGAAGUCUUCUCGAAAACUCCUUCUGGUGACCAGAAUAAUGUUGAAAAGCAGGAGUCUAGCACUACUUCCUCUUCGAGUACAGCGAAGUUUGACGUCGCUUCGUCCGACAACCAUUACUACCUGACGGAAACGCAGCGUCGCAGGCGGGACAAAGUAGAGUACUGUCUGCGGAGUGGAAGACCGCCAGCGGAGUUUCACUGCGACGAUCCAGCGGAAGUGUGCCCCUAUCUUUUCAUUGGCAGUAUGCAAUCUGCUUGUGGGCCGACGCUGCGACGCCACCAAAUACACUAUCUUGUCAAUGCCUGUGCAACAGUGAGCAGCUGCACCACAGCAGGGCCCUCUCCUGUCGUAUCUUCUGAAGAGCAUCACCAAUUACUGUCGAAUAGCACUGCUUCGUCGUUGACGUCGUCAUCGACAGCAGCAAGUGUUAAUCGAACUAGCACCAGCUCUACAGCAGGAGGCGAAGCAGGAAACGAGCUUGGAGAAGAACAGCACCAGCAGCGUAAAAGGGUACCGAAAACAGCGAGCAUGACACUGGAUCGGUUGCUGGCUGAUCGCACAUUCUCCUUAGCUCUCUCGGAUCACCCGCGCUUCGCACUUUCGCGUCGCUGUAUGGACGAGAUGGUUGCGUUCGUUGACCGGGCUCGAGAGAGUAAGCGCGCCGUGCUCAUUUUCUGUGCUCGAGGGGUCAGUCGUUGCGCUACCGCUUGCUGCUGGUACUUGCUCUGCUCACGGCUGAGCAGUUCCGUGGCCGGCGCUCUGAGCAUGAUGUCGCGCGCACGACCCGUAGUAGACCCUAACAAGGGCUUUCGGAAGCAACUCAAGGACCUGGAAACGGAGAUAAACGAGUUCGGACAAAUCGGUGACCGCUUCCUCAAGGAAACCGAAGCGCGCCGCGAUUCCGUGUUAGCAGAGCACGAUCGGACGACUAGAACGAAAGAUAAAACGCCACAACAACACGUUGACUUGAAGGAGGGGCAAGAUGGAGCGUCAGGGGAGUUCGUUGAUGAUGCCAAGUUUGCUUCGAAGACAGAGCUAGCACAGAUGACGGCCCAAGACGAUCAUGCUGGAGUAUGCGAAAAAGAAACCCUCAUGGCGAGAAAAAUAGACCUUGUUUCCCGUUUGGAAGGUGGAGGUGAGAUAGGACACGUCAGUGAAGAGGCAUCCACUACGGAUGUCUCUUCAACAGCGUAUUCUGCGACUGAUACAGAAAAAGACUGAAGCAAGAACUUUAUUCACGACGAGUUAUACCAGAAAGGUACAUACUAGAUUUCUGAGAGAAGCAUGAUGGGCG